UACGGAAAUGGAGAUUGAUUUCAAAAUAAGAUCGUCAACUAUUGAUCAUUGUUUAACAGAAUCACAUCCCGAAGUGAAAAUACCCAUUAGAAAUCAAAAUAAAUGGGUCAUUGUCAAUCUACAACAAACUGGAUUUUAUCGCGUCAACUAUGAUCCAGAGAAUUGGCGAAGAAUUGCACGUUAUUUAAAUUCUGAACGCUAUACUUGUAUACAUGUUCUCAAUCGAGCUCAAAUAAUCGAUGACGCGUUUCAUCUUAUGAUAGAGAAAAAACUAAAUUUUUCUAUAUUCUGGGAACUUGCGAGCUAUUUACCGAGACAAGAGAGAGAUUAUUUAGUAUGGUACCCUAUGAUCAAAGCUUUGGAAUACUUGUCGAACUAUUUUGCAAUUAUGAAAGUAUCUGACAGUCAUCUUUCUUCAGAAUUCCAGGAUGUUUCAAUUAAAAUAAAACAGAUGUUUGAAUAUAAGAAAAAUGGCAUACAUCCAUUUUUAUAUGAAUACCACGGUAUAUACAAUCCAAUGAAACCCUUCCAAAGCAAAAUUAAUGAAAAUUUAAAACUGGACCUCACAAAAUGGGGGUGUGUUAUCAAUAUUGAUAAGUGCUUAGAAAUGGCCAAAAAGAUAUUGGAAUUGUAUGUACAAAAUAGUACAUUAAACAGAAUUUCGCCUGGGUGGGAGGAAUGGACAUAUUGUAAUGGUUUAAAGACAGCGAACGAAAGUAUGUGGUAUACCGUAUAUUUGAUGGCAUCUCGUAUGUACAAAGAAAAAUCCGAUUAUAAAAUGUUGGAAUAUCUUAGUUGUUCUGAGAAUCCUAAUAUUAUCGUUAAAUAUCUGUGGUCUGUAAUACCAGAAUUUAAACAGGACAUGUUGAGAAAGAGUUAUCCUAAGAUGCUUAAACAGAAAGAUAAGGAUAAAAUUUAUACUGUAAUUACUAAUAUGUUUCUUUCUACUCUUGCGAGACAUGCUAAAAACACUCUAGUACUUAAAGAAAUACUGACGUCUUAUGAAAUAAAUUACAAAAACAGUCCAGUCAGUGUGACAACGGCAUUCAACGUACUUAUUAAUAAUGCAUAUACUUAUAAACAAUUAUAUGACGAGAUAUAUGAAUUUGCGAAAAAAUAUAGGCCACUCUCUAAAUACAAAAAUUAUAUUUAUACCAAGUUAAUAACACGUUAUCAUAAAUUGCACGAACGGGAGCAAUUUUUUUACAAUUUGUUUAAAUGAGAAUUUAAAUGAGAAACUCAAAUCGUCUAAUUGAAUUGAUAUGGGUGUAAUUAAAACAUGUACAUUACAUCUGCAACAGUAAUGCCUCCAUUUUUGUAUUGAUUGUCUAAUAAUAUGGCAUAAAUAUUUAAUAUAAUUUUUUUAUACAUA
Messenger RNA from Nylanderia fulva, 1372 nucleotides. NCBI's taxonomy places the organism in Eukaryota, Metazoa, Arthropoda, Insecta, Hymenoptera, Formicidae. The record is from RefSeq and is a predicted model, not a curated record.